This is a messenger RNA of Ilex paraguariensis (yerba mate), 396 nucleotides long. The record is from the annotation of a GenBank genome assembly. NCBI's taxonomy places the organism in Eukaryota, Viridiplantae, Streptophyta, Magnoliopsida, Aquifoliales, Aquifoliaceae.
AUGGUCCAGAAAGAGCCCAAUGCUCGUCCACUUGAGCUUGUCACUUUACAAAUUUGUUUUGAGGUUAUUAUCUCAACCAUUACAAUUCGAUGUUUCUGUGCAGAGGCUGUAGUGUUUCUUCAAGACACUGGUUUUUGGCUGCAGAGGAAAACAUCAGGCAAUGGAGGCGAAAGCGGGGAAGAAGUGGGCGCUGGUUCUGGCAGCGAUGGUGGUGGGAUUCUUGAUUCUGGCCCCGGAUUGUGUGGAGUGUCAAUUUGGGAUCUUACUGCAUCCAUGCACACUCCCCAAGUGUGUAGCAGAAUGCAAGAAGAUCUUGAAGGAGAAAUUUAUGAGUGCAAGCUGUGUGACGGGCAACAAAGGAAACUUCUGUCUAUGCCUGCCUGGGUUAAGAUCUAA